This is a messenger RNA of Staurois parvus, 1938 nucleotides long. The record is from the annotation of a GenBank genome assembly. NCBI's taxonomy places the organism in Eukaryota, Metazoa, Chordata, Amphibia, Anura, Ranidae.
AUGGGGAACAGCUUACCUUCUACUGCCGCCGUUGUUCGGUUCUGCCAGAAACUGAACAGAGUGAAGACUCUGGAAGAUGACUUAAUGGAGACAUCGCUAAAGAGAUGCCUUUCCACUCUUGACCUCACCCUUUUAGGCGUGGGUGGAAUGGUGGGUUCUGGUCUUUAUGUACUUACAGGCACUGUAGCCAAGGAAAUAGCAGGCCCAGCUGUGGUCGUAUCAUUUUUUAUUGCCGGAAUUGCCUCUCUGCUCGCAGCUCUGUGCUAUGCUGAAUUUGGUGCACGGGUGCCAAAAACUGGUUCUGCAUACAUGUUUACGUACGUUUCAGUUGGUGAACUUUGGGCAUUUCUGAUUGGCUGGAAUGUGAUCUUAGAAUAUAUGAUUGGUGGUGCAGCGGUGGCAAGAGCUUGGAGUGGCUAUUUGGACUCCAUUUUUGACCACAAAAUAAAAAACUUUACUGAAAUUCAUAUUGGAACCUGGAAUGUGCAGUUCUUGGCUCACUACCCUGAUUUCCUUGCUGCAGGAAUCUUGCUGUUUGCCACAGCAUUUAUAUCAUUUGGGGUUAGGGUGUCAUCCUGGUUGAAUCACAUCUUUGCUGCCAUUAGUAUGGGAAUCAUACUUUUCAUCCUUGUAUUCGGCUUCAUCCUGGCAGAACCAAAGAACUGGUCGGCUGAACAUGGGGGCUUUGCUCCAUUUGGGUUUUCCGGCAUUAUGUCUGGCACUGCCACAUGUUUUUAUGCCUUUGUUGGGUUUGACGUUAUUGCAGCAUCAAGCGAAGAAGCCAAGAAUCCUCAGAAAGCUGUUCCCAUUGCAACAGCUGUGUCUCUAGGCCUUGCCACAGGGGCGUACAUUCUGGUGUCCACUGUCCUGACUCUCAUGGUGCCUUGGAAUACAUUAGUACCCGACUCUGCCCUUUCUGACGCUUUUUACAGGAGAGGAUAUUCUUGGGCAGGAUUUAUUGUAGCUGCUGGAUCCAUUUGUGCUAUGAAUACAGUUCUGCUAAGUAACCUCUUCUCCCUACCAAGAAUUGUGUAUGCCAUGGCUGAAGAUGGACUUUUCUUUCAGUUUUUCUCCAAAGUAAACCCAACCACCAAAGUACCAGUCAUUGGAAUUGUGGUGUUUGGUAUCCUGAUGGCUCUACUUGCUUUGAUUUUUGACUUGGAAGCCCUAGUGCAGUUUCUUUCUAUUGGCACCUUGCUGGCCUAUACCUUUGUUGCAGCUAGUAUCAUCGUAUUGCGAUUUCAGCAAGAGAAAUGUGACACUUCAGCUGCAGAUAGGAUCAUUGGGGAGGAAAUGAAGGAAUACGAGUCUUUCUCUGAUAAGCUUCAGUUGGUUGAAAGUCAGAAAAAAGCCAAAGAGCGUAGAGAAAAAACUGGACACUUGAAAGCCGCCUUUGAACCAUACCUUAGGUUCCUGAGUGACUGUUAUCCUGGAGAGGUGGUCACUAUUGCAGUUGUGACAAUGAUGGUCUCUGCCAUCUGCUUGUGCUGCGUCUUGGUUUUUGGAAACAACCAUUUACAUCUUCCCACAUGGAGUUUUUAUCUUCUGCUUGUCAUCUUCCUGAUUGGGUUCCUCAUCAGCCUGUUCUUAAUCUGGGUCCAUGAGCAGCAAAAGAAAACAAAUACCUUUCAGGUCCCACUUGUACCUCUGAUUCCAGCUUUGAGUAUCCUGUUAAACAUAUAUCUCAUGCUUAAGCUGAACACUAUGACAUGGGUGCGAUUCUCAGUAUGGCUUGCUGUUGGGCUUAUUGUCUACUUUGGUUAUGGUAUCUGGCACAGUAAAGAGAACUUGCGAGGACCGAAGAACCAUGGGGUCACCGCACGCUAUGUAGUGUUUCCAAACAGCAGCCUCGAAGAAACCGUGCAACAGGUCCAGCCAAACCUUCAGGACACCAUGGGAAGGGCAGAGGUCUUAGAUGAAGAAAUCCAGAAGAGAUGA